Messenger RNA from Drosophila melanogaster (fruit fly), 2419 nucleotides. RefSeq lists its product as uncharacterized. Gene Ontology annotation, biological process: signal transduction; lipid metabolic process; lipid catabolic process. The transcript has a single exon. The record is from RefSeq and is marked reviewed. Bases 166 to 2265 code for a protein of 699 amino acids. Lineage: Eukaryota; Metazoa; Arthropoda; Insecta; Diptera; Drosophilidae. Gene Ontology annotation, molecular function: phosphoric diester hydrolase activity; glycerophosphodiester phosphodiesterase activity; carbohydrate binding.
ACUUGCCUUCGCAUCCGAUCCAAGUCGCGCUCAUCUCUUAGUUUUCGUUUUCAAUUUCGAUUUCGUCUCGGAUCUCGGGGCAAUUCCAAUUGAUUUUGGCCGAGAAAGAGAAAACUUGUUUCGGUGGCGCAAAGAUGGUCAUGUCGCUGUGUGGAAUGAGGAAAAAUGUAUCGGUCUCGUGUGUGUUUGAAUGUGUUAAAAUCAAUUAGCAUACCCCAUGGGCUGCUGGUGUUGCAGCUUCUGCUUCUGCUUCUGCCCCUCUGCGGCGCCUUUGUGAAUGAAACCACUGUUUUCGGGCCCGAGAAACUGCAGGCCUUCAAGAUCUUUGACGAUGAACAGCCCGGCCAGAUCUCGGGUCGCAGCUUCAUCUGUGUGCCGCUCUUUCGCAUCUUUAGCCUGGAGCUGAGGCACAAUAUUCGUCUGGCCCCCGAUGAGUUUGUGGCCGUGAGUGGAGAUCAUCCGGCUCUGGGCCUGUGGCAGCUCGAGAAGGCUCUACCCCUCAAGGAGCAGGACAAGGCGCGCACCAAGUGGUAUCUGAGGGUUUGGAUAUGCGCCAGCCAGAGAUUCUACUACCGAUACCUGAUAUACUCCAAGAACAGACAAGGCAAUCGGGUCCUGAGGACCUGGGAGGGCCAGAGAGUGGCUCGAAUGCUGCAGACCUACGAGAUCUACCGCUCCCCGGGUCUGGACAUCUUCGGCGAGGCCUACCCCGUCUCAGUGGGCGGGGGAUUCUAUCUGGAACGCGGUUGGUUGCAGUACGAGUACGUGAUAGAGCUAAAAUUCGUCUGGCAGGAUCAUAUUGCUAUUUCUGGAAUGGGAAGUAACGCCAAGUACCGGUUGAUCCUUACACCGCUCAAUUUGAUAGACGACACACGUAUUGAGGUCUCCAGAUAUGCCUACAAUCAGUCAUCGUUCAGACCACAGAACCAACGCGGAGUGCGGUACACACAAGGCACCAUUGUUGUCUUCCGGAUUUACCAACCGCUGGACACCUACAAUGCCCUUCGCUUGUCUAUUUAUCAGGCAUCAAGAGAUCUCCAGUUAUCCCUUGGAGAGGCGUACAUAUUUCCGGAUCAAAUCAAGGGCAGUCGUGGGAUUUUGCAGCUCCCCAUCUUUGCUAGUUUACAAAAUUUGGCCAUUGGGGAGAUCACGUUGCCAUAUUUGGUGGUUCAACCUAUGCCAAAAGUGGAGGCGGGAAAUCUACGAGCCAGUUUCCAUCACUACUGGCCGGAUAAUUGGCCCACAUUGGAUGUGGGAUACCGAGGUUUGGGAGCCAGCUACUUCCAAUCUUCAACGAGUCUUACGGAGAACACCAUCGAAAGUUAUCUGGCAGUUCUGAAGGCCAAGGGAGAUAUGGUCCAACUGGAUGUGCAGCUGACCAAGGACUACGUUCCCGUAGUCUGGCAUGGAUUUGGAUUUUACACCUCAGACACAGAUCGCUCUGUAAGGGAUCGCUUUGAUUUACGGUUUGUGCUAAUAAGGGAACUUACCUACUCGGAACUCAAGGCCAGCCGGGUGUUUAUCCUCAAACGUUGGACCGUCCAGGAAUACACCAAUCUUAAUGUCAAGGAUGUGAGCCAAAAACACAGAAUUUUCCCAAAACUCUCGGAGGUUUUUGAGGCCCUACCCAAAACACUGGGACUUCUGGUGGAGAUAAAGUGGCCGCAAAUAAUGGCUUCUGGUGUGCCGGAAUCCACCCAGAGUUUGAACAAAAACAUUUACGUGGACAGAAUUCUACAGAUCACGAUUCAUCAUGGGUGUGGACGUCCACUAAUCUUCGCCAGCUUUGAUGCGGAUAUAUGCACAAUGAUUAGGCUGAAGCAGCAUGUCUUCCCUGUGAUUCUGAUGAGCAUUGGCAAGUCUCAGAUUUGGGAUGAGUAUAUGGAUCUGAGGGCACAGAGUUUCCAGCAAGCCAUCAACUUCGUUCAGUCCGCAGAAAUUUUGGGAACAGCUCUGCACGUGGAAAACUUCCAAAACAAACACCAGCAAGUCAACUUGGCCUUGGAUCUGCAGCAGUCUCUUUUUUUAUGGGGUAACGAUAUGCAAGAUGAACAUCUUCUGGAGCAAUUUAGAGCUCUGGAUGUGACGGGUCUGAUUUACGAUCACAUGGAUCGAGUGGGUCCGUUCGCUUGGAAACGAUCCGAAUUUUUCCGGGCCCCACAACUUAUGGAACUAUUUGGAGCUCAAUGUGUUAGCAGUGGAAACUCGACGACCAUUCCGGGAAUAAAACCAGCUAAGCCAACCAUUUGGCCAAAGUUAAGAUAGUGUUUGGGUAACAGUAGUAAACAGUGCAAUUAAUAGAAAAAUAUUUGUGAAUGAAGAUUUAUAUGUAUAAGCUAUACAAAUUAACGAGUGGUAAACCAAAGGUUUUAGAUACAAACGCAAUAGACGGUGCUAAGCUUAAUUGUUGUUAAUAACC